AUAUUGCUGUCUAAUGGUGGCUAUGCCAAGUCAAUUUCAAGUUGUUUGUUAUUUUCUCAUGCCAAUUCUAUACAUUUUUCAGAUAUGGAGCUUAUCUGAAGGUAAGCUACUGCGGAGCAUUACGUUUCCUUCAAUAGUUGACGCUAUCGCAAUGGAUCGGGGGGAGCAUGCAUUUUACGCUGGUGGUAGAGAUGGCAAAAUAUAUAUUGCUGCACUUAAUGCUGAAAGCAAUCCUAAUGGCAUUUAUGGAAUGUUCAUUAUUGGUUCCUUAUAUGACCACAGUAAGGCUAUAACAUGCUUAGCACUUAGCACGGAUGGAGGUAUGCUGGUGUCUGGAUCAGAGGAUGGUACAAUUCGAGUUUGGGAUACUAAAAGUCAACAUGUGACUCGAAUCCUAAAACAUGCAAAAGGUCCUGUCAAUAAUGUUCUUAUAAUUAGACAACCUCUUCGUGCAUGUCCUCCAGCAUUAGCAAAUGCACAAGCCUCCCUAUCCAGGAAGCGUCUUAGUUUGUCACUUCCUCCACCUUUGAGUAAAUAUAUUGACUCAACAGAUGGAGAAAUUGAAACAAAGGCUGUAAAUUUGCUUCUGCCUCCUUGGCAAGAUCCAGAAAAGAGUAAAUACUGCAGUUCAAACGUGAUAAAGAAACAAAUCAAAGAGCUUCAGCAACAGAGUUCUUCAGGUGCUGCAGAAAUGGAGUCGGAAAGACUAAGGCUAGAAUGUAAAAGAUCAAUACAGAUGGCUCAGCAAUGGAAGAAGCUGUACCAAGAGUUGCAAAAUCUGUGUGUAAAUGAGCUGUUGAAUGGAGUCCAGAUGGAUGACAGAUGAGGAAACAACUUAAAAGAACUUCAAUAUAGAGAGCUUUCGUGAUGGAUGUGAAAGCCACCUAUCUAAAUUCUGCGGUAUUCUAACAGUUGCUUUGAUAAUUCAAUUUUGCUUCAUGUAGUGUUUGUAAUAGAUAGUUUUUUGGCCAAGUAUCAUAGCCUCCUGUUAUAGGAAAAUAUUCUUGAUUAGCUGUUAAAUUUUUGCCUCAAAAUGAUGUUCAAAAUUCUUGUAAUUGUUGCUCGGGGGCAUGCAUUUUGUCUUGACAUGUUUCAUGGUUUCGAAGAAUGUAAACCAAUUCGUCUGGAUCCA
Molecule: messenger RNA, 1132 nt
Organism: Phoenix dactylifera (date palm)
Lineage: Eukaryota; Viridiplantae; Streptophyta; Magnoliopsida; Arecales; Arecaceae
Source: RefSeq, a predicted model, not a curated record